UCUGUUUUGAAUCGUUCGUGCAUGGUGGGGCGAGUCUAGGUAGCUGAGCGUGGUAACGAAUACCACGCUUGUUCACGUUCAGUAUCAUCUGUUUAGUAACUGUAGCCUGUUGCUUGUUGUGCGCGCGCUCAAUAAUUUAGUCGCCUGCUACCGCUCGUUUGUUGCGAACGUCGUGUGUGCGCCCGCGUGUGUGAUUCAUACGAUAACGAUUGUUGUUUACUCAAUGUGACUCAAGUGCGGCGCUGUCGAUUAGCAUGAUUACCACGAUGCGCGCGAACGGUACUAAAGUGAAUAAGCCUCCUCCGCCCGUACCGCCGAGGCCCAGCAAAAAUGUCGUCGCCGAGGCACUCGCUAAGUCCCGAAAGUCCGACAACGGCCUUGCUAAUAAUAACAUUACCAACGGUACACCACCCGUGGUGAAGUCGCAAUCCUAUUCGGCUAUAUAUAAAUUUAAUAACGCGCCGAAAAUAGACCGCGGGGUAGUCACUGAGGAACCACCAAAGCCUGCAACGCGCACAUUGAUUUAUCAAUCAGCAAACAUCAAUCGCUGCCGGUCUCACAGGUGCAGCCGCUGCGAAACCGAGUGUCUUCCGUGGAAGAGAUUAGAGUCAAUACGAAAACGAGCAGCUUCAAAACGAAGCCGCCCGAAGUCAUCCUGUUACCGGUUGAGCGCACUAAGCUGGAAGAUCGGGACUCCAGUUUGGAGUCGCUUUCGUGACUCUGAACCCAUCUCCCGAUCUAACAGUUUUAAAACGGACGCUAAUAAUAGCUCUGAUUCGGUGAUUAGCGAGGAUGAGGGCAAUUGGAAUAACGACACGACUGAUAGAAAUCAUGUAAAUACGCUAAUUGAUGAGAUGUUCGCAAGCGUGUUGGAUUUGCCUGAUAAACCAGAACCGGUCGCCACCGCGGUUGACGAUUGCUCAGUUGGGCUGGAGUCGCCAAAGCCACCUUGCGAUGUCGUUACCAUUCGAACGGCAGUCUGCAAGGACGAAUCGAACGAUGCGAAUGACUCACCCACUCCACAUCAUCAAACGAAUCAAAGCAAUCAUGAUUCGAAGAAAACAAUUGUUGUACUCGAGCCUCGGUGCGAACUACCGCACCAAAACGUGCCAAUCACGCCAACCGCAAACGUAAACACACCUGCGAACGCCAAUGACGUAAAUGCGAAUAAUAUAUUGCCUAAAAGUUAUAAAACCCAGCGCAAAAUUGAUGACAAAUUCAAUCAUGAAUUACUAAUAUCUGAGCUGUCCUCCAUGAAACGCGAUCGGCAACUAUUUAAACGUCAACGUAACCCGUCGGAAAAUUCCUCUUCGUCUCCUUCGUCCGAGUGCAAAAUUCAGCACUCUGAUUGGGUCGAGGUGAACGACGCCAAAGAGAUACGUCUAUCCAGCUGCCAAAUCACUAUUGCAGAUGAUGACGAAAAGGAGACUAAGAGGCGCCGUGGAUAUGCCAUUUCCAGACUCGAAUGGCUUUCUAACCUACACGGGCCCACCUCCGCCCCCGCCCUCAGCGGUUUUAACAUUGAAGGACCUCCGCCAGCGCCUUCGUCAAUUGGACGACCCGGAACGAACAGGAACCCCAAGAAUCCAGCAUCGACCAACGGUGAAACCAGGAUCACCUGCGCCCAGUAA
This is a messenger RNA of Dalotia coriaria, 1631 nucleotides long. RefSeq lists its product as uncharacterized. Lineage: Eukaryota; Metazoa; Arthropoda; Insecta; Coleoptera; Staphylinidae. The record is from RefSeq and is a predicted model, not a curated record.